CCCUGCCCAGAAACGCUCUCCAGUCACUCCUAAUCACUGUCAACUAUCAACGGCCGUGAUUGAGCGCGUCCUGCGGAUACAAACAAUGGUCAACUAAUCCCUUCACAAGAAGUUUGGAGUUGUUGUCAAACUUGGAACUUACAGACAAACACUGGAUUUACAUUUGAAGAUAAAGAAGUUCCUAUUUCAGCGUAAAGUGGAAUACUUCUCUUCAAAAAGAAAUACCAAGCGUCCCAAAGAAUCUCAAGAAUGUUUCUAUAUGAACUUAUCUCACACGUCAAUAUAUGUUUUGUAACUUGCUAAACAUGCAAUCCUUUAGUUGCAUUUAGUAAGCAGAAAAUGCAUCUGUUUCUUAGUAAGCGCCUUCCGAGUUCCUAACGCCUCGGGAUCAGUGUUUCUACUCUAGCUGAAUGAAGUUUUGCUGCUGAUUUUGACUCCAAACUGAGUCUCCGACAGUUUUCAAAACUCGUUUCAUCAUCUGCCCACAAGGGCUUGGUCGACUUCAGUCAUGAACACGCCAAGGUGCUCUGGAGUUUGCGCGAUGAUGAGACUUCUGGCGCUGUUUAUACACGUUUUGUCAACGACUGCAAAGAGACACGUUGUAUACUGGAACUCUACAAAUACACGGUUAACUGGAGAUGAUUACUCUGUCCAGGUCAAUCUGAGUGAUUAUCUGGAUAUACUGUGUCCUCACUAUCCCGGCGACCACCCGUCCGGCGCUUCAGUGGAGACUCUGGCUCUGUAUCUGGUGGCGGAGAGCCAGUUUAGGGGCUGCGUGGACACUAAAGAGGCCAUUAAGAGAUGGGAGUGCAAUCAGCCGUUUGCUCCCUUCGGCCCUGUCAGGUUCUCUGAAAAGAUCCAGCGCUUCACACCCUUCUCUCUAGGCUUUGAGUUCCUGCCCGGACACCAUUACUACUAUAGCUCUCUGUCCACAGACGACGGUCCUCCCCUCCCCUGCAUGAAGCUGCGGGUCACUGUUUGCUGUCCGCCGACAACAGCUGGAUCAUCUAGACAAGAAGCCACAGAAACACCAUCACACAGCACCACUGUCCAAAAUAUGACCUUGACACAACUUUUUCUUCUCCUCAUCCCCUUCUUAUUGUCUUAUUUUCUUUAACAUUUCUUCUCAAAGCAUAAAAGCUAAACACAGGUUGCAGCAUACAUUCUUCCAUAAUCAUCUGCAUCUGUUACAGUAAAUGUUUGCGGGAUCACAGACUCUCUUUCUCUAAGUUUCUCCUGUGCUCCAUCAUGUUUGUCCUCCUCUAAUCUCCAUUUGCCGCUGUCUGCUCUGAUAAAAGUUCACUCUGUAACAGAGUGACACUAAUCUACCUUCAAAGAGCUGAUCUUACUGUUCCUUUGCUUUUUAAUCCAUCUGUCCUUAAGAGUCUGACAUUUCUUCACAAGCCGUCUGCUUCCCUUCUGUGCUACUGUACAACAAACUGAGCCAAAGACCAUGAGAAGCGCUUUUACUACUGAGAGAAAGAGCAGGAACACACGUCUGAUCACUGACAUGAGGAUCGAAGGUGGAAAAAUACAACUUUUCCUUUUUUUUGGACAUAUUUGCUUCAUAAGAAGAAGAAACAACAAGUUGAAGCCAAAUUCAGAUCGCAGCAGUUGAAGUUAUUUUGCUGCAUUGACUUUAUGGAGGCUGGCAGAACUCUGGAAAAAUCCUGGAGAACACACGGAAGAGAAAGAAUUACUUCCUGUUUAUUGUUUGUUUGUUCGUUUUGUUUUUUAACAAGCAUCUCCAAGUGUGGACACUUCUGAUUGGUUAUUAAAAGGAUAGUUCACCCAAUAUAUAUUUAUAUACUGUCAUUUACUUUUCCUGGUUGAAAACCUGUAUGCGAUUUUAUUUAUUAAAAGUGAUUAGUUACUUUACUUUAAAAAGUCCAGUAAACAUUAUAAGCUACAAUUUUUAUGUAAUUAUGCAAAUGUUUGGUUUACUUAACAAAUUAUAGGCAAUGGAUCUAUUCAUUUUUUUUUAAAUAAAGUCAAUAAACUGCUUUAUACAGUUUGUUGAAAAAAGGUACUUUGAAGAACGUUGCAAACUGCUACUUACACUCAGAAACAAAAGUACGAGAGCUGUAACUGUGUGGUACCUUUUCAAAUGCAACACAUUUGUACCUAAAGGAUCCAUAUUAGUACCUAAAAAGUACCUUUUAAAACUUUGGGUGCAAAUAUAUGCUUUUGAGGUGCCAAUAUGGACCCUUCAAGAACAAAUGUGUUUCUUUUGGAAAGGUAGCACCCAAUGACACCUGUCAUACCUUUAUUUCUGAUAGUGAUUAAUUAAAAUGACGUUGGUUGUUUGUUCAAAUAACUUGUUUCAGACGUAUGAGCUGAAACCACUAAAUUCUUAAGGGUUUUUUGCAGACAACCAAAUUGUUUAUGUUAAAUCCACGUAAAUCUGUCAAAAUAAUAAUAGUUAAUUCCUUUAUGUUGUCCCAACACAAAUUGAUUGUGUUGAUUUUACAGUGUAUUCAAGAUCCAUGUUUAGAAGUAUACUGAAAUCCUGGAUAACUAUCAAUAUAAAAACAUUUCUGAAGAUCUAAAAAUGUUUAUCAAUUCAAUGCAAGUUCUUUUUUUUUAUAGACAUUAACGACUCAAUUAUUUUCCUAUAUGUAUAGCUUCAAUUGCUAAUUCCAAAUUAACUCUCAAUGGCUACUAGUUUUCAACAUUCUUCAAAAUAUCUUCUUUUGUGUUCAACCGAUCAAAUGAAACUCAAAGGUUUGAGGAUAAGUAAAUGAUGAGUACAUUUUUUGGGGUGAACUUAGCAAUUUACUUUGGUGUAGAGUCGAUUUGUUUAUUAAGCACUUAAUCAGGUUCAGAGAGCAUGAGUUUCAUCAUCAUGAUUUUCCUUUUAUUUGUUCGGUCUCAUAUUAUUUUAUGAGAAAGUAAAUUACAUGCAACAAAAGUGUUCGCUUUAACAAUGAGAGAAGAUGCAAAGUAUUUCAUGAUUAAUAAUCAUAAGCAAUCAUAUUGCUUUCAGUUAGUCUGAAAUGAUGCAAAAAACGAAAUGCUGGAUAUUUUGUAAGCAUUUUAUUAUUUUUUAUGACAUUAUUAUACAAUACUUUAUUUAGCAGUAAAGUCAAAGAAUAUUGUUUAGAUGCUUAACAGUAUUGGUAAAGAGAUAAUAAGGAAAAAGCUCAGAACAUGAAUAAAAGUGGAAAUGUUUUUAUUUAAAUUUUAUUUGUUCAUUUGUGGAAAAAAAAGUUUGCUCUGUUCAGUUCUUACAAUAAUGAUUUUGUCAAGUUUUUUAAUCUGUUGGCCCUUUUUAAAUUCUUUUUCUUAAGUUUCUGUUGUACUCUUUUAUUUUUAGAUUUUCAGAUGCAUUUGAUGAUCGCCAAAACAGAACAAUCAGGGUUUUGUUUUUUUAAUACAUACAUGGUUUUUAGGAGUAUAGUUUUUUCUUCUUCUUUUUUUCACAUUUUUGUGAAGUGGUCAGCAUCUUCUGUGAAGAAAUAUUGUGUUUUUCUAAAAUGACCUGCAGAAAUAAAUUUUUAAGAUGUA
Molecule: messenger RNA, 3507 nt
Organism: Danio rerio (zebrafish)
Lineage: Eukaryota; Metazoa; Chordata; Actinopteri; Cypriniformes; Danionidae
Source: RefSeq, a predicted model, not a curated record